Colletotrichum truncatum is the source of this 327-nucleotide messenger RNA. RefSeq lists its product as uncharacterized. Lineage: Eukaryota; Fungi; Ascomycota; Sordariomycetes; Glomerellales; Glomerellaceae. The record is from RefSeq and is a predicted model, not a curated record.
AUGCAUCUUUCUACGAUCAUUGCGGCUUUGGCCCCCGCCAGCCUUAUCUCGGGUUAUAUAACCAUCCACAGCAAGCAGUACUGCGGUGAAUCCCCUCGCGUCGAAGUCACAAAGUGGGGCGGAAAUUUGAACUCUUGCUACAACAUGGAUGGUGCGGCUGCGAUCCAAUUCACCGAGGUCGGACAACCCUACUCAUGGGUGUGCAAUGCCUACACCAGUUCCAACUGCCAGGGCAAAAUCGUAGCCUUUUCCAGCUACACUGAGAACUCGGAAUGCAACAACAGUCCAAUCGGUUGGCUUUACUCUUACAAGUGCUACAUUAAGUAA